AUUGUCAAUAUGGAAGCACAACGUGCAGCGGGAGAAACUGCAUCUUAUGAUGCAUGGAAAAUGAAUAUACCAUCAUUUUCUAAAGAUGAUAAUCCAACUGGUCUUUUGUGUGAGAGUUCUUUUGCUACAUUAUUUCCCAAAUACAGAGAAAAAUAUCUUAGAGAAUGUUGGCCUUUGGUAAAACAUACUUUAUCUGAUCAUGGCAUAUAUGCUGAGCUUGAUGUAGUAGAAGGAAGUAUGACAGUAACGGCAACAAAUAAAACAUGGGAUCCUUACAUUAUUAUCAAAGCAAGAGAUAUGAUCAAAUUGUUGGCAAGAAGUGUACCAUAUGAACAGGUUUCAAAUUUUUAAUUUUAUAAUUCACAA
Centruroides sculpturatus (bark scorpion) is the source of this 366-nucleotide messenger RNA. Its product is annotated as KRR1 small subunit processome component homolog. NCBI's taxonomy places the organism in Eukaryota, Metazoa, Arthropoda, Arachnida, Scorpiones, Buthidae. The transcript is spliced from 3 exons. The coding region runs from base 10 to 351 and encodes 113 amino acids. Gene Ontology annotation, cellular component: nucleolus; small-subunit processome. The record is from RefSeq and is a predicted model, not a curated record. Gene Ontology annotation, molecular function: RNA binding.